This is a messenger RNA of Botrytis porri, 2157 nucleotides long. RefSeq lists its product as uncharacterized. Gene Ontology annotation, cellular component: transcription factor TFIIIC complex. Gene Ontology annotation, biological process: transcription initiation at RNA polymerase III promoter. The record is from RefSeq and is a predicted model, not a curated record. The coding region runs from base 1 to 2157 and encodes 718 amino acids. The transcript is spliced from 4 exons. Lineage: Eukaryota; Fungi; Ascomycota; Leotiomycetes; Helotiales; Sclerotiniaceae.
AUGGAAGACUACGAAGAUAUGGAUGAUGUGGAUUUUGAGGAGGAGGUUGAGGUUGGAGGGGAGGAUGGUGAAGAAUAUGAAGAGGCAGAAGGCAUGGAAGUGAUUGAGGAAAAUGACGAGGAGGAAGAUGGAGAUUUUGACUACGAAGAAGAAGACCAAUCUGCUCCAGUGUAUACAAUCCCUCCAAGGGAAAUCGUCGCUGUCGAGCAUCCAUUGAUUGUUAAGAAUCUUGAAAAUGGUAUCAAAACUUUUGGACGUCAACCACAAUGGAAUAAGAUUCUUGAGGGCACUGAAGAUGAAUGCAUUCCGCUUUUUCUUCGAAUCAAGGAUCCCACAUGCGAACCAAUUCUAUCUUACAAUAGCAUCACCAACAACGUUCUCCUCAAGAUCACCGUGCCGAAACGUACUGGUAGAAAGCGCAAGCGUGGGUCUCAAGAUCCUUAUACUGACGAUGGGCGUUCAACGUCUCAGGCUACCAAUGAAAAGAAUUCGUUCGGUGAAAAUCAAUCUCACUCUUUAAAAGACAAACCCAAUAGUAUACUGAGAAAGCUUCGAGACAAUGUUGGUAAAUACACUGUCGAGGCUGCAGGAGCCAUAGAACAGAGUCAUCGCUAUAGAGGACUUUCCGAUUAUCAUCAAUCCACAUCUAAUGCAACUUUCAUGUCACAUUUCAAAGAAACUGCAUUCUCUGCCAAUUGGGGAAAGAUGCGAGAAUUCAAGCUCGGUACUGACAAAGGCUGGAAACCAAAUGAAGAAAUUGUUCCUCCACCCACAUUCACUCACCAUCCAUUACCAUUCAACUGGGGAUACCGACAAAAUCCUUUAAUCUCAACCGAAGUGGAUGCAGAGACAGGAGAAACAAGUAUAGUGAACCGUUCGAAAAUGCCAAAGCUCGAGAUGCAGUAUGUACAUUGCGACGAAGACGAAGACGUCCCCACAAAACCAUUCCGUGAAGUUCCAGAUGACCCUGUCCUCAAAGACUUCGUAGCCGCACUUCAACUAGCCAUGAACGAACGUCCAAUUUGGACUCGUCGUGCAUUGCAAAAUCGUCUCGCCAACGAGCCAGGAUAUUAUUUGAUGAAACCUGCACUUCAAUAUGUGGGUUACCAAUUCCGAAGCGGUCCUUGGCGUGAUGCUCUCAUAAGAUAUGGAGUUGAUCCCCGCAAAGAUCCAUCUUGUCGAAUUUAUCAAACGAUUUUCUUUAAGUUAUACGAAGAAGAUGAGCGUGCUCCCGAUGGUCAAUGGAAAGAUAUGCGGAGUCAAUACACAAGACAUCAAGUUUUCGGCACCGGGGAUUGUCCUUCGCAUAUGUUCAAUGGCACUUCUUUAACUCUCGACGGUAAAGUGUGGCAAAUUUGCGAUAUCACAGAUCCCCUUCUUGCUCCUCUUAUACAAAAUGCUCCGAUGGCCAGGCAAUACGAUAACAACCAUGACGGCUACUACAAUAACGGAACUCUUGCCAAGAUCCGAGCUAUCAUGAAAACAAAGUUGAUUGCCAUCCGCAGCAAAAAGACAAUCCCCGAAAAUGCAUUCGACGUAGCGCUCAGCAUACCAGAUUUCGUAGAGGGAAAACAUGGAAAGAAAGUCCAUGUGCCAGUACCAGAUAUGCGAUUAACAGAAGAAGAAAUUGAAAAAUUGAGAGAAAAGGGUAUAAUUAGUGGAAUGAGUGGGAAGGGAGUGAGACAUCUUGAUUCAAGGACAAAGAGGAAACAAUAUAGAAAGGGCGGAAAGUUGCCAAUAAAAGCUAAGAGAGCGAAACAAUAUGGAAUGAUGAAGGGACCGUCAACAUCAAAACCUAAAUCUUCGACCACGGCAGCGAAACCGAAACAGAAGAAGACAACUGGACCUUCCGAUAAGGAUACAGAUGCUACGCCGGAUAUUGCUGCUGUGCAUGUACAGGGAGAUAUCUCGACGGAAGAUACUAUUAAGAUGAUGGAUGCAGAGGGAGAAGACGAUGAGAUCGAAGUCGACGCUGAGAGAGAAGAUGACGAUGAAGAAGCAGAGGAAAACGAAGACGAAGGAUUAGUCGAUGCGGAAUUGGGAUCCGAAAGCGAAAGUACAGACUCAGAAGAUGAUUCUGAGGCGGAAAAGGAAAAGGAAAUGUUUAUUAAGAAUUAUGAAGCGAGGAUGGGGGCCGAGAAUGCUUCAAAUAAUUAG